ACGCAGGACAUCAGCAGAGCGAGGAGUCUGGGCUUUAUUCAACAUGCAACAGGAAGCCACUGUAGAGUUAUAGACACGGAAGUGACAUGGUCCAGAUAUUUUUCCGCAGUGUGCGGGAAUCUGCCACACAGUAUCUGCUGAGUAACUACCUUAAUGGCUGUGACGAUGAGGGUGGAGGCCAUGGGUCAUGCUGCUGAGUAACACAACCUGUAGUGCUACAAGAGCCUGGAGUUAGGGAGGGAGCAUGGCAUGGCUGUCUGGGCAGAUGAGUCCAGUGAGAUAGGUGGGUUCUGACUUCAUGAGGGGAAAGAGGAGGUUCCACAACCCUCAUGAGGGACAGAGAGUAGAUGGGGUGGGUAAGCACCAGGCCAGGAGUAGUAGCAGACAGCUCUGGUAAGAAGCCCAAGGAAAGGCUAGGAACAUAGGAGGUCUGAAGAGGAAGCCCAAACUGCCAGGUGGGCUGGGAGGCAUCAUCCCAAACCAGUGAUGGUUCCUGAGAAGACUGAUGAUGAAGAGAGACCUGGAAGAGAGAUACAUCAGGAGUGCCAGGAAGCUCCUAGUUUGGUCGAGGCCAGGAUAGUGGAGGCGAGAAGAGAACCCGCCUUGUGCUUCACCUGCACAUCUGGAUGGUCGCCCCUAGAAGGUGUCAGUAAUUCCUCAAUCUGCUCCCUUCCUCCAAAAGUUUCUCUGUCAUCAGGCAAAGACCAGGAUGGGAACAGGAAAACUAGAAAACUGGUCAAGGGAGAACAAGUCCCUUUUCCUCUCACCAGUGAACAGCAGAGACAGAAACAUACCCAUCCUUGAGCAACUGCAGUGAGGCAGUGUGGAAUUCUAGGGUGUUGAUAGCUAUGACUACCAGGCCUGUUGGAUAUUUGUAUUCUGGCAUUUUAAUUCCUUGUCCUAAGAUUUUGACUCUUUGCCAUGUUCUUGGAACUCCUGGAUCUUUCUGGAGUCUGAUAGAGGAUCAAAAUCGCAGCUCCAUUCAGCAAACGCAGAAGCUUCUGGGGGAGAGCUAAUGGUCAUUUGUUCAUCAUGGAUCAAUUGUUCAAGAUCAAGCACCUUUCUGAUAUCUCUUGUCCACAGAGAAAAAGACACAUUACUUCACACGUGGCUUCUCAGAUUUGCUGUCUAGUUGCCUACCUGAGAACUUCCUUGGAAGCAUGGCUUCUGCACAAAUGGGUUACAUUGACUGAACCACAGUGGCUCUUAAAACAAGGUUUUUGACCUAAGGAGCCUGUUCUCCAGGCUGACCUGAACCCCUCAAAGACAUGGCAAGCAGGUGACAUUUCUGCCCAUGGGAUUUGCUGAGAGAUCUGGAAGGUAAAGAGCCACCUUAGGCUUCAAAGGGUGAGUGAAUUUUUACCACGAACCCCAAAGGGCUGAUUUGACUUUCUCUAUUACGUAUAUCCAACAGAGAGAGCAGGCUUGGGGAAAUUUUGUCUGCACUCAGAAAAUUCAUCAGUUUCUUGGGAAUCAUAAGUUAUUACACUUGAAAGACCAGAGAAUGGUUAUUCCCCAACACCAAUUUGGUCCUGAAUUUUCCCAUCUGACGUGUCUCUAACAUGUGAAUCAGUCCCACCUUCCCUGACCACGAGUGAAGUGUUCUGUGAUGCUUGGCUGUAGAUGCAGUGUGACAACUGCCUGAAGCACAUGAUCUCAGGCACCAGAUGGCACUGCUGCUCAGUACAGCCAUAAGCUAACAGCCUUCCUAGAGGACACUGAUAACAGCAUUCUCCCCAACUAUUAAGAUUUAUUGUUUUGUUUAAGCAAAGACCAAAGAAGCAGCGAAGAUACAAUUAAAAUGGCAAUCCUUUCUGGACGGGGUGGCUCACGCCUGUAAUCCCAGCACUUUGGGAGGCUGACGUGAGCAGGCCACUUGAGUCCAGGAGUUCAAGACCAGCCUGGUCAACAUGGUGAAACCCCGUCUCUACUAAAAAUACAAAAAUUAGCCCGGCAUGGUGGCACACACCUGUAAUUCCAGCUACUCGGGAGA
This is a messenger RNA of Piliocolobus tephrosceles (Ugandan red Colobus), 1993 nucleotides long. RefSeq lists its product as uncharacterized. The record is from RefSeq and is a predicted model, not a curated record. Lineage: Eukaryota; Metazoa; Chordata; Mammalia; Primates; Cercopithecidae. Bases 487 to 804 code for a protein of 105 amino acids. The transcript is spliced from 4 exons.